AUGAGCUUCACCACCAAACAGAGUACCACAACAGUGUAUGCCACCAAAGGGAGAAGCAGCAGUGGUAGCUGUGCUACUGGAGGUGGCAGUAUAAGGGUUGCCCCAGGAGUCUCUGGGAGAUGCAGCUCUUCUGCUGCGGGUAGUGUAAGAUGUGGUAUACCUGGGAGGAGCUUCAGCAGUGGAGUGAGUUAUGGAGGGGGUCUGGGGGGAGGAAGUUGCAUUGAUGGCAGCUUUGGAGGAGGGUUAGGAGGAGGUGCUUUAGGUGGUGGUUUCGGGUGUGCACCUGGUGGUGGGUUCAGCGGUGGCAGCGUCCGCUUUGGACACAUUGGUGGUGGUCUUGGUGGAGGAUUUGGCAUUUUCAAUGAGGCGCCCUUGAUCUCCUGUGAUGAGAAGAUGACCAUGCAGAACCUCAAUGACCGCCUGGCCUCUUACCUGGACAAAGUGCGGUGCCUGGAGGAGGAAAACUCUGAGCUUGAGUGCAAAAUCAAGGAGUGGUAUGACCGCCAAGGGCCAAUCUGUGACCCAAAGGAUUAUGGUUGUUAUUACCAACAAAUUGAAGACCUUAAAAACCAGAUUAUUUGUGCCACAGUGGAUAACAGCAAGCUUGUCCUGGAUAUUGAUAAUAACCGGAUGACUGCCGAUGACUUUAGACUGAAGUAUGAGACUGAGCUGGCCCUUUGUCAGAAUGUGGAAGCUGACAUCAAUGGCUUACGUCAAGUCCUGGAUCAACUGACCCUUUGCAGGUCUGACUUGGAGGCCCAACUUGAAUCCCUCCGGGAAGAGCUGUGUUGCCUCAAGAAGAACCAUGAAGAGGAAGUGAAGUGUCUGAAGAAUCAAACAACUGGUGAUGUCAGUGUGGAAGUCAAUUCUUGCCCAGGCCCAGACCUGAAGAAGGUUCUGGAAGAAAUGAGAUGCCAAUAUGAAAGCAUGAUUGAGAACAAUCGCAGAGAAGUGGAGCAGUGGUACGAAUGUAAGAUGGAGGAGGUGAAUCGGGAGGUCUGCAGCAGCAGCAAAGAGGUAGAAGAUUGCAACAACCAAAUCGUGGACCUGAAACGCCAGCUGCAGACCUUUGAAAUUGAUCUGCAGGCUCAACUGAGCCUGAGAGACACGCUUCAAGUCUCUUUGGCUGAGACCGAAUGUCGCUACAACAGCCACCUGGCGGAAAUACAGAACCAGAUCUCCUGCGUGGAGCAGCAGCUGUCAGAGCUGAGGAUGGAGAUGGAAUGCCAGAACCGAGAGUACACAGAGCUCCUGGACAUCAAGUGCCGCCUGGAAAAGGAGAUCCAGACGUACCGCUGCCUGUUAGAGGGAGGACAUCAGGACAUCAGUGGCCAGAGCUGUGGCAGUUCAGGAGGCGGUGCUUGCAGGCAAGCAGGAGGAAAUGUGAUUAGAACCUCCCACACCUUCACUACCUCAUCUUCUCAAUGCCAGCCUUGCCAGUCUACCCCUGAUGUGAAAGGAUACAGCAGAUAAGCAUGCAAAGUAGCACCAUCCAUAGAUGCAACCAUCGCUUCUCUGGUCUAGAAACCUUCUGGGCUCAUAUUAACAAGCAAGAGGAAUCUUCU
Hemicordylus capensis (graceful crag lizard) is the source of this 1565-nucleotide messenger RNA. RefSeq names its product keratin, type I cytoskeletal 19-like. The transcript has 8 exons. Gene Ontology annotation, molecular function: structural molecule activity. Lineage: Eukaryota; Metazoa; Chordata; Lepidosauria; Squamata; Cordylidae. The coding region runs from base 1 to 1473 and encodes 490 amino acids. The record is from RefSeq and is a predicted model, not a curated record.